GUUUUGCGAUCUCGUCGGGUAAAGUCAAAUUCAAGCUAGAUACUAAGAAAUGAGUGAAAUGUUCACGGUGGACGAAUAGCAACCAAUAGAAGUUUAACUAUCAAGUAUGUCUGGUCCACCAAAUAUUAACAACGGCGCUUCAGGAGGUAGUGGUCGGGGAUGGCUUCGUACACCACCGCCAACUUAUUUUCGAUCACCAUCACCUUGGGUACCUCCUGGAUCAGCACCUGCCACGAGACAACAGCCUCCGUCGACAACCGGUGGCUUUGAACCACAGGCUUUUGCACGGUACAAUGCAUCGCCUACAUACCUACCUCAACCUGUCUAUAGAUAUGAAUCUGUAGAGACUAGUGAAACUCAAAACCAAAGAGCGACAAGUAUCAGAUGCACCAAUGGUGCUUUGCAAAAUGAGACACAGAAUCAGAAUCUGCACAGCGUUCGAACAACUCCAAUACCGGAACGUCACAUCAAUGAGACGAGUUCUAUUACUCAACAAACACAGUUGAGGAAUACCUCUUAUACACACCAAUAUUCCGGCUCGAUACCAUCUGCAGUCAAAAAUGUAAUGCUACCACCGCAACGGAUGUAUUCUGCGACACCAACUCAUCAACUGGAAUCCAACUUCCAACGACCGCAAUCAAGAGGACAGCCUGUUCGCUACCCUACACCGUCUUUUUCAUACCAAUCUAUCUCCGACAAUUCAUACAGCAAUCAACCGCAAUACGUAAUCUAUGAUUGUACUGGAGAAGCUGGCCCAUCAACCGCUGAAAUCAUAGCGAACCAGUCUCAAGAUUACGUAGAUGAAAAAUUGGCAGAAUAUCAAGCUACAAUACAUUUAUUGCAAGAUGAACAAGAACGCGUACAAAAGAAAACUUUCGUUAACUGGAUAAACUCUUUUCUUUCCAAGCGAAAUCCACCUCUAAAAAUUCUUGAUCUUAUUCAUGAUCUAAAAGAUGGAACUAAACUAUUGGCCUUACUGGAAGUGCUUUCGGGUCAACGGUUGCCCAUGGAAAAAGGAAAAAUACUACGAAGGCCACAUUAUUUGAGUAACGUAAACACGGCUCUACAAUUUUUAACAAGCAAAAGAAUAAAACUAGUGAAUAUCAAUCCAUCGGAUAUCGUGGACGGACGACCGGCUGUAGUACUGGGUUUAAUAUGGACAAUAAUUUUGUACUUCCAAAUAGAAGAAAACAGCCGUAUCUUGUAUUACUUGAACGAUAAUCUCAGUGGAUCCGUCAGCAGUUUGGACAGCAGUUCAGCAUCAUGUAUACCGAGUCCAAGUAAACCUUUGCUUCAGGAAUCAGGUGCAGCAUCACAAGAGAUGCUCAAGCAAGGCCCUAAGAAAACCCUCCUAGGCUGGGUGAAUAAUGCACUUCCAAAACAUUCAGGGCUAGAGAUACGAGAUUUUGGCGCAAGCUGGAGAGAUGGAUAUGCGUUUUUAACCCUUAUUGAUUCCAUCAAAACAAACGUUAUUAACGUUGCAGAAAUGAAGAGACUUAACAAUCGUCACCGCUUGGAUACAGCAUUCAAUGUAGCUGAGUCCGAACUUGGUAUCGCAAGACUAUUGGACGCUGAAGACGUAGACGUGAAUAGUCCUGAUGAAAAAAGUAUUAUGACCUAUGUUGCACAAUUUUUACACAAAUAUCCAGAUGUGAAGAAUAUCAACUCCAAAAGUGAAAGUGAACGAGAACUGUAUGACUUACUAAAUUGGCUGCACACCACAGUGCGGCACUAUGACAGUUUUAAUGGGAAUUAUCCUAACAACUACGAGAUGUAUGAAAAAGUACACCAUGAAAAAAUGGAAAAACUGAAUACCUACAAAAAAGUUAAAAAUAUCCACGCUGCAAAAUUAACUCCUGAGGUUCAAGAUCUGAAUGACUACUGGCAACGAUUUGAAAAACACCUGCAGCAGUGGUUGUGGUUCUUGGAUUGCAACCUUCCAGAUCAGUUUGGUGCCAUUGGUUUAUGGUUAAGCAAUGGAGAAAAACUUCUGAAUGACAGUGAUAUUCCCAACAACAUGAACGAAGAAACUGCUUCUCUCAUAAGUAAAAAAUUGGAAGCACACAAACAGUUCUUUGCGGCUUAUUUUGAAGUGUUUGAAACAUUUAAUGAUUUGAAAAUGACCAAUCUGGCCAAGAGAGUUCCCGCGAAUCAGCUUGAAAACUUAGAAAAGAGACUAGUGGACAUUGAAAUUCACGCACGGCAGCGAAGGAUAAAACUGAAAUAUCUCGAACAUAAGUGCUGUCUCAUUGCAUUCCUUAAUCUAUUGGAAAACAAGAUCAAUUGUGUCAAAUAUAGCAAUGAAGAAAUCGUUAAACAGUCUCUUGAGCAACUCAAGAAUUUUGUAAGAAGGAACCAAAUAAUGCAAGAAUUUGAAAAGGCCCUCGUUGAUAUGCGGCAGGUUAUCGAGGAAUAUAAAGUGGACGGUAAUAUUUCAAAGAAGGAAGUGUAUAGUAUUGACUCUUUUCUUCGAGAAAUUGAAGAUCGUUGGAAGAAUGUAUCAUCGCGAUUAAUAUGUACCGAGACUAUGUUAGAAGAUGUUCUUUCUCAUUGGCAACGCUGGAAGAAUCUUGCGGAAGAUUUAGAAACAUGGAUUGUUGCCGCACAUGAUGCCCUCAAAGCAACGGAAGAUGAAAAGAUUGAAUUUUUCCAAAAUUUGACAGUUUACAAGGAUAAAUAUGCUAUGCUGACCGAAACAUUCAACAUCUUGAAAUCAACAUGUGAUUAUGACACAUCGAUCAAAAUUGAGAACAGAUACAAGCAAAUAUCACAACAUUGGGAUCAAAUAUUCCAGCAUUCAAAACAAUACCUUCAUGUUGGAGAUGUUCUACAACACAGACAAAAAUUCAAAACAGACGCCGCUCGUCUUAGUGAAUGGAUACAAAAAGCAGAAGCAAUACUGUCCCGAAACAAUUUGAAAGAUACCACAGAAAUUAAACAAUCAGAAGCUGAUAUAAAACAGAUAGCAUGUGAAAUUGAAUCCAAGGAGGAACUGUUCAAAUCCAUCAGCAGAAGCUUCCAAGCUUUGAUUAAAGAAUAUUCGAGAGAUGAAGUCGACAAGAUGAUGAACUUAAUGAAAAGAGAAAAAGAGGCGUUGGUUUGCAUAAGAGCACAGAUUCCUGUCAAGCUUCAUCUUUUCCAUCAGCUUCUAACGCAACAGGAAGCACUGGAAUCUGGACAAAAAGAAAUCACAGACUGGCUAGAUGAAGCAGAGAAUCUUCUCAUAUCUUAUGCUUUUACCAAUGAAAGUCAGCAUACAACAGCCAAUCUCGCCAGACACAAAACCUUUUUCAACCGUACAUUAUACUACAAGUCAAUGUUGGAAAGCAAAAAUAACGUUUUCCAAAAUCUUCUAAAGUUAACGAAUGUAGACAAAAGUAUCAAUAUAAAUGAUACUUCUGGUAAAAUGAAACAACUUAAUGAGCGCUUUGCGUAUGUAAUAAACAACGCAAAUGAUUGGGAGUUCAAGCUUCAUGAAAAUCUGAAAGUAUGGGAGAAAUUCACCAAUAGUCUAUCAAAAGUUGAAAAUUUCCUUCGACAAGCAGAAUCAUGGCAAAAUGCCACAGUGCCGCUGGAAAAGCAAACUGAUGUCAUAGCGCAACUUGACUUCUUCAAUAAUGCAGAUCAGUCUAUCAUUGGUGAUCUGGAAGCAAAUACCGAAGAGCUUCUCAAAUAUCUGCCACCGAACGAGCAACGCAUUAUGAUAUCUAAGGUGGAAUCCAUUCAAAAGCAAUGGAGUGGAGUUAUAUCGAAUGUCCCCCAACAUCUUAUGAAACUUGAAUUCAGAUUGAAUGAAAUUAUUUUCUACAAUCACGUUAAUCAGAUUGAAAAAGAAUUAAACACCGAAGAACAAGCAUUCAAUUGUAAUGAGAAUUUUGAAACAAUUGUACAACGAAAUGAAGCAUUUUUCAAAACAAAUGACCUUCAAAGCGUCGAAAAGGUAUUGGCUUGCUUGGAAAGGAUUAGUUAUGUGCACAUGGAGCAAUUUGCAAAUGAUCGUGCAUUGUGCCAACAGUAUCAGAUGGCGAAUGAUACAUGGAUUGGCAUUUGUAAACGAAUUGAAAAUGUUAAAAACAUUUUACAUAAAAUUCCUGCUCAAUGGGAUGCAUACCAUAGCAAGUUCAUAGAAAUGAAUCAAUGGAUGGAUCGCGUUGAUCAAUCAUUAAAACAGAUUAUGGUUGAGAAGGAAACAAUGGAGCAAUUUGAACAGGAGAAAACAACUUUCCAGAAUAUCUGUUUCGAAGCGGAUGCAAGAAGAGAGGACAUGAAAUGGUUGGUGAAAACGUUGGAUUUCCUGUUGAGUCACACGAAUGAAGACCAAGCAGCUAUUGAACAAGACAAAAUCGAAAGAUUGAUUACCCGCUAUAAAACACUUAUUCCAACAAUCGAAACAACAAUGGUAAAAACUGAAAUAUUCGCCAAAUGCUAUACAUACCGACAUGAAGCGGAGGAAAUAUGCAAUUUGCUAAACCGAAUCAAAAUGCAAAGCCUAAAUGCUCCGACUCCGGAUAGUUAUCGCAACGUUAAUACUAUGAUUGAAGAGCAAAACGUUUCUCUGAAAGAACUAGAUAAUCAAAGAGGACACAUAAUGAAAAUGUUACAAAAAGGUAAAGACUUAAGUAAAAAUGUUAACGCCCCAGCUUUUGUCAAUCAAAAGACAAGAAUCUUAGAAACCUGUUGGAACGACACGUAUAAUGAAGCAGCCGAAAAACUGAAAGGGUUAAAGGCAGUGCAUAAAACAUGGAACGACUAUAAUGAGCAGAGGGGCAACAUUGAAUCAUUAUUGAAUAACGCCGAAAUGGAGUUAAGAUCCAUCACUCCCCUCCAAACGGAUCCAACUAGCGUUACUCAAGAUCUUGAGACGAAGAAACAGCUCGCAUUAAACUUGAAGCAAGCAUCAUCCAAGUCUCUGAUGCAAUUGAAUGAUCUGUGCCGUGAAUUGGGCUCAUGCAUUCAUCCAACUGCGAAACAAGUCUUAGAAAAAGAAACAACUGGAAUUGAAAAAAGAAUCUACAAUACGGUUAACUUUGUUGAAAAACGAAUAGACUACCUUACAGACUAUAAUGAUAAAUGGAACGAAUACAAACAACGGCUUGAUAAUUUGAAAAAUUGGGCAGGAAAUGUGUAUCCUAAAAUGAUAACAGCUAUAAAACAGCCACACAUCACUCCAACCGAUAGGCUACAAAAAACAAAACAGCUGGAAAACGUGCUUAGUGAAAAAAUGAAAACAUUGGACAUUUUGAAUGCAAGUGCCUCCGACUUAGCAUCUAAGGAAGGUAACUUGACCGAGAUGAAACGACUUAAAACUGAAGCACAGCGCCUACAGGCAACGUUCACCGAACUGAACAAUGCCCUUGGUGCUGAGAAGGCACAAGUCAAUCAAGAUGUUGAAAGAUGGGAUCAAUACAACCACGAGAUUGACAAAAUCAAGGCUUGGAUUGGGGGUAUUGAUAUGCCAAUUGAUUCACAACAAAACAAGAUUUGUACGCUGGAAGAUGCUAAGCUACUUCAAGCUAAAUUAAAUGAUCUUUGCGGACAGUGUAACGAAAAAUUCACGGAUUUGCAAAAUGUGAUGCAGAUGUGUAAAAAUAUCAAGUAUGGAAUCAAACCCUCAGAUGAGAUAGAUAAAUGCUAUGACAUUCUGACAGAUAUCCGUGAAAAUGCACAACAUUUGAAAGGAAAGAUGGACAAACUUGUUCUAAAUCUGUCUACCAUGGAUGUCGAAUUGGCUAAGCUUGGUUCCUUUAUCAAUGAUGCCCAUGGUAAACUAAACCAUUAUUCGGCUAUCAAACUGGAACAUUUGCCAAUCGACAAACUAGAAGAGAAAAUAAAAAUGCUAAGGUUAUUUAACAAUGAAAUUUCCGAGCAUCAGGCAAAACUUAUUUCUCUUGUCCACGUUUUUGAUCAAAUAACUAAUGGUAUUUCAGAAGAAGGCAUAAAUUUACUGAAACGUAAAUUACAGCAACCAAAAGAUCAACUAUCGAAACUAAGCGAUAAUGUGCGUGGCAUGAUUAAUGAACAUUAUCAGCACAUUGUAGUCCAGCAGAAUUUCAAUGCAAAAAUAACCGACUUUAGCAAUUGGAUGGAUCAGAUUACCGCUAGCAUCACUGAAUUAGAAGAUACUUUGCUAGACGAGACUGAUCUUGCAUUGCAAAACGUGCAAUAUUUGCUGCAACAGCAUGCUGGUAAACGAGAUGUUUUCAAUGAGAUAUACUCCCAAAUAAAAGAUGACAGCCUUAGCCCUGCUGCUGCUGGUGAUCGUUCUGUCAUGGACGAAACAUAUUCAUCGUUGGCAAGUAAUUAUCAAAACAUUGAGUCCACCUUGCAGGAAUACAAAGAUUACCUGCAAAAAUGGUCAGCAUUUUUAAACUGGUACCACGGAAUCAAAGAUCAAAUUCAACAUAUGAAUGACAAUGUCGUAAGAUAUGAUGUGGUAGAAGAAGCAGACCUUAAAGAUACUCUGAGCAAAGUUGAAAAUUUUGCACAGGCUAUCAAUAAUUGGAAACAAAAUAUGAUUGCUCUUGAACACCAACCUCGUGUUAAAUUCCACGAUAAGAAGGGAAACAAAGUUAAUGCAGUAAAAAUGCUGGCUGAUUUGGAAAACAGACUUGAUAAAAUUAGAUCUAACUGUGACUCAAAAAUAAAUGAAAUUAAUGAUGUCAAACAGAGGGUCGCCAUUUUCCAAGAGACACAAAGACAGAUAAUAGCAAAUUUGAACUCAAUCUCUGAUAAACUAAAGACGAUUGUCAAGAAUUCAAGAUUAAGUAAUAUUGAUGAUUCGUUGGAAGAGCUUUCUUCUUUGAAUGAACAACUCAGUAAAGAAUGUUCAACGAAGGCACAGGCUCAUUACGAAGGGUCCUUGUUGAUGAAGCAGGAAGAAAUUCCCAUGAUUAGCAUUCAAGAACCUCUUGCUGUGCUUGAUAAAGAGCUUGACAAUAUCCAAUCGGAAAUUGAAGAAACUCUGGAAAAUUUUGUAAAUGUGCGAGAUCACUAUAACGAUUUCAACAGAUAUAACAUGGUAUUCAACAGUGAGCUCAAGAAUAUCGUAUCUACUAACAAAGCAACUGCCACAGAAUUUAACGAUAAGCAAUCGCUAAUCGAUCAGCUAGACGUUUUGAAAAAGUCAUCAGAAUCAAUGAAGAAAGUAAAGAAAAAUGCAGACGCAGUUUCUAAUAAAGGAAAUGAUAUCGUUAAACUAUUCCGCAAUUAUAACCCACAGGACUGCGAGAAUCUUCUUGACAUAAUAAGGCAAAACAAUGAAGCAUUUAAAAUCAAUUUAGAAAAACUGAUUGACAACAGCAAUGCAUUAAAUCAAAAAUUAGCGCUUUAUAAACAGAUUGAAGAUUUAAGCCAUGACAUAAUUUCAUGGCUUGAAGUAACUCAAGAUCAGUUCAACCGCGUGCUGGAAAAUCCUUGUGAAAUGGAGCAUAGAAUUACAUGCUACAGAAACGAGCUACCAGCUCAACUAGUAUGUAAUGAAAAUUUUAUUAGUCUUCUAUCCGAAUUCAAACGAGUAAAUAAUAAUUCGGUGCCUCAUGAUCUUGCAGUAAUGGAAAACAAAAUUAAAAGCAUGUUUUCCGAGCUUCAGGCUCACUUUGACAGAAUAAGUAACAAAAUGAACGAAUACAUUGGGGAAGAACGUAGCUUGAAAGAGCGAAUCAAAUUGGUCAUUGAAAAAUUGUACAACAUUCGCGAAGAAAUCAUGAACUGCGACGAUGUUACAUUGGAUUCAAAUAAGCAGCUUCGAAACCUGGACAGGUUGAAAAAGCUACGAAUGGAUGUAAACUCAGUGGGUGCGGAGAUCACUGAUUUGAAAAAUCACUUUGUCAGUAUCGAGACGAAAUAUGAAUCCAUUAAAGAAAGCACUACCUCUAGAGAAUUGCAAAACUUGGAACAACGUUUUGGAAUGGUACUAAACAAUCUCAACGAAGUGGAGGGCAAAUUGAAUAAGGCUGUUGAGAAAACGUUCAAAGACAAGGUAUUGAGUCUCAACCGAAUUGUUUCAUCGCAAAUAGAAAAACUUAAAUGGUGCUAUCCAGAAACUAACAGUGAUAAAUACAAUUUGGAAAUAAAAAAGUCCACUUUGUGCGAUAUAGAACAAUCCAUUACCGAGUAUGAUGCAUUGUUAGUCAAUGUUUCGGACUUCUUGAACUCUCUAGGUGGAGUCAUCACUCAACCGAAACUUGAUCACUUUAAAGAGGAGAAAGAUGACGUUGAAAACGGUUUUAAGCACCUGAAAUCGGAAUGUAGUAAAGUGAAGUCUACAUUGAAUUCGAACAUCGCUUUAUGGACAGAAUAUGAAAAAGUGUCCGGAGAUAUAGUCAAAUGGCUAAAAGAGGUAGAAAUCAAACACAAAAUGGAAACAGUACUGUUGAUAGAUUUGAACACACUAGGUGAUAAAAUCGAAGAAACGAAAGGCACUUACAAAGCCUUAACUGAUUUUGAGCCUAAUUUGAGAAAGCUUCAUGAUAUUGCAAAUAACAUCAAUAAACUGAAUCCAGAUUCGAGAGCAUUGGUGCUUGUGCAACAGUUACAAACACGAUUCAAUACCUUUGAAAAAUAUUUUUCGCUUCUAUUACACAGAUUAUCAGAUGUAGAUUCUAAGAAUGAACAAUUCAAAAAUCAAUUGAAAGAAGCAUUUGAGUGGAUUGAAAAUACGAAAGCACAUCAAAUGCGCUUCAGUAAAGUGUCAGACAAAGAUUACGACGAGCUGAAGAAUUGUCGCAGUCAAAUUGUGGCGCAUGAACAAUUAGUGAAUGACGCAUGUUCUUUGGGGGAGAAUUUAUACGCCGAAGUAAACCCGGAGUGUCGUGAGACAAUUAGGAUGGAGGUCUUAUCGUUGAGAAAUGCGUAUCACGGUCUUUUAGAUGGAUGCAAUACAGUUCUUAAGGAAAUGGAAGCAAACAUCAUAAAUAAAAAGACAAUCGAUGAAAGCUAUUGUCAGCUUCUAAAGUGGCUGAUUGAUCUGGAAAAUAAGCUAAAAACUUUACCUGCCUUCUACGCCACCUUACAACUUAAAAAAGGUGCAUUAUUUGAAUGCAAGGCUAUGAUCAAAGACGCAAAUUAUCAUAAAAGUAGUGUUGAGCAGUUAUUAAAACGAUCCACUGCAUUAUACAGCACAGAUAGUUUAGCGAAUAUUGAUGAAACAUGUGAAAAAUACAGUACACUCAUAAACGAUCUUUCGAAAAAGUUCGAUAUAUACGAGAAAUGCGUGAAAGACCACGAACAUUACAACAAUGUACUGGAGAAGUCAAGAGAUUGGCUGUUGAAACUUCAAUCGCAAACCAACGAAGUUUUCAACAAUGAGAAUGAUCUGAAUAAAUGCAAAAUUGAAGAAUAUCUCAUGAUCCUUGAUAAUACCCUUUCCGAGGAAGAGAUCGUUCUAGAUUGCGUUAAUGAUUGUUAUAAUCAGUUCACCGUUGUCAUGGGACAAACUGACGAAGUUGGGCAUUCUGAUCUUCUCAAAACAUUUGAAGAAAACAAACGCAAUUGGAUACAGUUUUUCGAAAAUUGUAGAAUGAAUCGGUCUAAAUUGGCAAAUAUGAUGAAUCAAAUCGAAAACGCAAAUCACAAUCUCGACGAAUGUCUGGCCAAGCUGGGUGACACCAAAAACAAAAUAAAAGAUGUCUCGUGUCAGAUGCCAAUUGGUACAAAACAAGAUAUUAUCACUGACUUGGUGGGGAUCAAGAAGGAUAUUGAAAAUCAAGGCGUACGAAUAAGCAACAUAAUAGAAGAAUGCCAAGGGUUGAAGGCAAAUAAUGAUAUUUCUGCUAAGAUGUAUCACGUGCAAAAUGAAUACCGUAGCGUUAUGAAUUUGUGUGCUGAUGCAAUUAACAAAGCAGAAGCUGCUAUUCAUGAUCAAUCUGAUUUUAACAAGUCAUAUGAUGAAUUCCAAGCCAUAUUGACGAAUAAUUUGGAAUCACUUGAACAACUGGAACAAUUAGUGGGUGAUUUGAAUGUAUUACAAAACCGACAAAUACGCCUAAAAGAGAUAGCAUAUAAGAGACUUGACGAUGGAAAUACCUUGGAAGAAUUGAUCGCCAGGGGUGAAAAAUUGUAUGCUCAAACAUCACCAGACAGUCGAGAACAAAUCCGUCAAAGAUUGUCCGAUUUGCGUCAACUGUGGGAUAAAUUCUCUGAUCAAUUGGAAAUGGUAUCUCAGAAAGUCGACCAAUGUAUUCUCCAACUUGGCGAAUUCAAUUUACAACAAGAACAGCUUUCCAAAUGGUUGAAGGAUAUCGAAGCGUCAAUGAAGAUCACUGCUGAACUGAAAUCAAACAUUCAGGAUAAGCGUUCCCAAUAUCAAAAUCAUAAACUUAUGCAUCAAGAAAUUCUCGCACAAAAUACACUGCUUGACUCAGUAUGUACUAAAGCACAACAAUUGUUAUCAUUGACUAACGAUCAGCACCUUGAAACAUAUUUAAUAUCCAUUAAGGAUACUUACAAAAAUAUUGUUCUGAAAUCGAACGAACUUUUGGAUAGCCUGAACAAUUGUGUUAAUGCCCACAAUAAUUACACAACUAGCUAUGGUAAACUAAAAAAUUGGAUCACCGAGGAAAAGGAUAAAGUCAUGGCAUGUGAUGACGAGGGCGGUGAGAAACAAGAAAUAAUAAAACGAAUUGAAACAUUGAACAAUUUGAAACUGUCCAGAUCGAAGGGCGAUGAAUUGUUGAAUCAACUGCUUCAACACCAUAAUAUAAACAAGCAAAGUACAGCUCCUCAAGGAAUUGCCCAAGCGGAAGAAGAGAUGAAUACAUUACGGUCUGACUUGAAUAGCCUUUACGAGUAUAUAGAUGAAACAGUAGAAUGUCAAAAAAGAUGCCUAACAAGCUGGACACAAUUUGACCAAGAAUUAGAUACCCUUACAAAGUGGUGCAGGUCAAUGGAAACAAUAUUCCGUGAGCAGCAAUUAUAUGAUACACUGGAGAAGAAACAGAACCAGCUGCAGUUGUAUCGUACCAACUUGGAACAUAUAAAUGAAAAACAGAAGGAUGUGGACGUUUUUGUUACCACUGCCCAAGCGUUAUUCAGCAAAACAGGUGUCGAAAAAGUCAAGUUCUAUAUAAACCAACUCAUAAACCGUCAUCAGCUUCUGCUGGUAUUAAGCAAAGAAGUGGUGAAUCGGGCACAAAAUAUCGUCAAUGAUCAUAUAGGCUACGACGAAAGGUUAAUAGAAUGUAGUACACGUUUGACAAACAUUGAAAAUAAUUUGGAGAAAGCAGUGGCAGAUAAAAUAACAGCAAUCAAUCAAUCCAUGUUGCAAAACAUAGACAUUGAGAAGGAAAAGAUAGAGAAUUACAUACCAAGUCUUAUCACGGCCAGUGAAAAAGUGUUGACAGAAACUAGUUCUAACGGGCGUGAGAAAAUACGGGAAGAUAUAAGAGAGAUUAAAGAUCGCUUUGACAAAAUCAUCAUUGCGGUAAACAAUCUGAAAAAGCAGUUUGACGUAAGGUCUGUACAAUGGUCUUCAUAUCAAGACAUUGUGCAGCAAAUAUUGUCCUGGCUUGAUGUUACAGAAAAGAAAAUAGACACAAGCGAAUCCCAAAGCUGGAAUUCCACGCAAGAAAUACGUUCUAAGCUUUUCAAAUACAAAGCUUUGAUGCAGGAAAUCAUGAGUCAGAAACGAAUGAUUGACUCAUUGAACGAAAAAACGACACAAGUUUUAAACAAUCGAGACGAAAAUAUUACUGCGAAAGUACAGUCUAUCAAUGAGCGAUAUGAACUAUUGAAAAAAUCCUCUGCUGAUAUUGUGUCAAAUCUAGAACAAUCCUUAUUAUUACUCAACAAAUUCAAUGAGCUUCAAAAAGCGCAUAUUGACGAACAAGAAGAAUUGCUUAAUGAUCUAAAGCAGCUAUCUGAUAUUUCUGGAAGCAAAAAAUCUAUCCAGGACAAGUUACAGAAAGUUGAUGAUUUGCAACACAUUCUACCCGAAAAAAUGAAUAAAUUGAGAGAUCUGAGCAAAUUGAUAUCAGAUAACAGUGACCUUAUAUCCUACGGUGCAAAAAUGAAUAUGGAGCAAGAUUUAGUAAAAGUUCAGCACGAAUUUGAAAAGCUAAACAAUUCGAUUAAUGAUACCAAAAUUGAGCUGGAAAAACGCAUUCAGCUAUGGGAUGCAUAUCAAAUGGAAUUGGAUGACAUCAAUCGAUUCCUGACAGGAAUUGAAGAUUCUAUGCGAGGUUAUGGCCUGAAAAAUACUCUGAUUGAAAAACAGGAACAACAUGAUAUCUACCAAGCCUUGAAUGGAAAACUCAAACACAAGCAUUUGUCUUUAGAUGCCCUGCUUGACAAAUCAUCCGAGCUACUUCAAAGCAGUGGAGAUGCAAAAAUAUCCUUCAAUAUGCAGCAGAUUAAGUCUCGAAUGCAGUCUGUUGAAAAUACCAUAAAAGAAAUUUCGAAGAAAUGCGAACAAGCAUUUGAGGAACAUAAAACAUACAAAGGCAAAUAUGACGAAUGUAUUGCAGUACUGGACCAAAUUAAGGAGACGUUUGUGAACUGUAAGACCAAUCAGCAGCAAAGUCUGGAGAAUGUUAUUCAAACUAUGAAGAAGUUAUUAGCCGAGCAAAACUCUGUUAGCGUGCAGUGUAGCUCUGUGUCAGAUAUGGGAGAAAGACUCUACACUUCAACAGCCAUGAAAGGACAGCAAGCGCUUCGAACUGAGAUUCAAGAAUUGUUAUUACGAUUUGAACGCUUGUUUGAUGAAAUCAGUUCUUUCUUAAAAACAUGCGAAGCCAAAUCCACUAAACUUUCAGGUUUCAAUGAGAAGCUUGCUCAAAUUCAACAAUGGUUAAAUGGCAUCGAUUCAAAUUUUUCUGGCGAAAUGGUCUUGAAACCAACCCUUGAUGAGAAAAUUUCCCAGCAUCAAGCAUAUCAAGACAUGAUGAAUGACAUAAAAAAUCAUAAGCCUGAACUGAACAACAUACAGGAUCUGCUCAAUAACCUUAAAGAAGAGGAUGUGAGCAUAGAUCUUGUUUACAGCGAGGUCAAUAAGACAUACAAUGAAUAUUUUGAUAGAUGUCAAGGUUUUGUGGUUGCUUACGAAAAAAUCGUAAACAACCAUCGUCAAUAUUGCAAGGCGGUAUUGGAAACUUCAGAUUUCAUUGACGCAAAUCACAAUACAAUUGAACUUUGGGGUGAGACUGAUCUUGACCAAGUGUCGUUGCUUACGAAUCUGGAUCGAUUGAACGAGUUGAAGAAAUCUAUCAUAUCGGAAAACAAUCGAAUUGAGCAGAUACGAACUAUCGGGGAAAUGACCAUUCCUGAUACUAGUGACGACGGAAAGACUAAUAUCAGAUCGCAAAUAGAUAUUUCUCAACAGGAUUGGGAGGGGCUUUUAGUAGCUAUUGAUAGCACAAUUGAAAAAAUUCAAUCCAAAGUAUCGGAAUGGAAUGAUUAUGAAAAAAUGCGUUCAGAUUGUAUGAAUUGGAUCCGUAACGUGGAUUCAAAGAUACACUCAGUUGAUUUGAAAGCUACCCUCAACGAAAAGAAAGCGACGUUAGAUUAUCUGAAAAGCUUACAGGGUGAGGUGAAAGCUAAGGAGUUAGAAAUUGAUAAUUUUACCGAAAAGGCGCAACAACUUUAUAGGGGGUAUCUUAGCAGUAGGAAUUCACAAAUAUCGGAAUUGGCUAUAAAGUAUCAACAAACAGCAAAUCGCGUAAAAGAACUUUCCACAAGGUGGCAGCAAUACGUUAUCAACCAUCAAGAAUUGGAAACCCAGAUUUCCAAUUGUAAGCAAUGGUUGAAUGGGGUAAGAGAAAAAUUGAAUUACUGUACUGACCAAAGUACUACUUCCGAAAAAGAACUACAGAGCAAAUUGAAGCUUAUUCAGGAGCUCAUAGUUAAUAAGGACGAAGGAAGCUCAAAGAUUCAGCUUAUAAUGGAUCUGGCACAGCAAGUUCUUGCCUGUACUACUUCGGCUGGCCACGAGACAAUUAAUCGAUCUGUAGCGGCUUUACAAGAGGAUUGGUCUGUUUUGACACUGAAAAUGAUAGAUGUGAAAACUAAUUUGGAUGAAGCUAUCAACCAAUGGUCAGGAUUUUUAGACCAAGUAAAUGAUUUGCGGAAGAAUAUUGAAUGGAUGGAAAAUGAAUUCAAAGGGUACUCAGAAUUUCAACCGACAAUGGCGGAAAAACGUGCUCAAUUGGACAGAAUUAAAAAUUGUGAAGAAAAAAUUCGUAUUGAACGCAUUGAAAUUGAACCAUUAAAACAGAACGCAGCAGAAAUGUGUCAACAAACUCAAGCUGCAUGCACGGCGCAACAGAUCCUUGGAAAGUUUGAUUACAUGGCUGACCAGAUCAGUAAACUACUCACUGAAAGAGAAGACCAAUAUCGGGAUCAUCGAUUGUACAAAGAAGCAUAUGACGAUUUGUUUAAUUGGAUAAGUAGAGCUCGUGAAAAGUUACCAUGUAUAAAACAGCAAUCGUUAAGUGACAAGUUAUCAAUAGACAACGCAAUCGCUCCUUUGGAUUCUCUCAUGAACAAAAAAGCCCAAGGAGAACUCUUAGUGGAACAUUUAGUUCACACUGGUGAAGUAGUUAUGGCAUCAACGUCUGCUAAAGGUAAAGAACUGAUCAAGAGUGACAUAAAUGGGUUGAAAAACAAUUUUGAAAACCUAUUCAAGGAGAUUGCUGAUCAAAAGCGUAAUCUUGAAAAAACUAUCUCGAUGCUUCGGGAAUAUAAAGACGAGUAUGAACGUCUUUCGGAAUGGCUGCAGCAAAUUGAUAUAAUUGUUAAAAAUAACAAACUGACCAUGUCCUCCAAUUUACAAGAAAAAGAUAAACAAGUCAAAGAUAUGCGAGAAUUGAUCGACAGAUUAGGCAAAGGGCAAACAGAAAUGGAUAAAUUCAACGCAUUUGCCGCUCCACUUUUACAAUCCCAUUUAGAUUCCUAUAUUGGAAACCAGUUAAGACAUCUUAAUUCUCGGUACCAGGUGCAAGUAAAUAUUGCUAAAGAUGUCCAGAAGAAAGUAGAAUCAAACUAUGAACUUCAUAGAGAUUAUAAUGAUUAUCUACGGAAAGCAAACGCUUGGAUUGAAAAUGCUAAGGACAUUGUUAGGUACUCAACAGAUAAUGUAGAACAAGUUAGUAAGGAAAACUUGGAAAAACGGUUGGAAAAAGUUGUCGAGUUAAUUCAACAACGUGAUCAGGGACAAAAUCUAGUGAACAACACAAUCAACACUGGAGAAAAAGUGGUAAAAUGUACGAAAUCCGAUGGAAGAGAAGUAAUCAACAACGAACUCAAAGAAAUACAAAACAGUUGGGACCGUCUUGUGAAAAAAAUGUCCACCGCUAAAGUUCAUUUGGAAACCAGCUUACUUCAGUGGGCAGACUAUAGCUCCAGCUACAAUCAUCUCACGCAGUGGAUGCAGGAUCGGGAAUCAAAACUACAGAGAGUCAGUGAGCAAAAGGUUGUAAGAUUCAAGACAAGUGCGCCUUCUAGUCUCAGCAGUGGUUUGAAUGAGAGGAGAGCUAAUUUACGCCAAGCCAACGACAUUGUUCAAGACAUAGUUUCCUUUGAACCAAUGAUUCAGUCGGUUGCCAAUAAAGCGUCGGGUCUUCAUCAAACAUCUCCAGCUUCUGAAAUUUCACACAAGUAUGAAAAUCUAAGCAAACAAGCCAAGGAAGUUUUUGCUAAGCAAAAAGAAACUGUUGAACUUCAUCAAGCCUUUAUCGACUCGAGUAAUGAAUUUGCUGCCUGGAUACGUAAUGCCAAGGAAAAUCUAAACAAAUGCACCGAUUACAAAGGUGAUAAGGAUUCUUUGGUUUCGAAAAUGACGCAGCUUAAGAUUCUUGAGAGUGACGCCCCCGUUGGACAGAAGAAACUCGAGAAAGCUCUUGAGCAAGCUGAGAUAGCAUGUCGAAUAGUCGAUGCGGAAGAAUGUGAAGCUAUAGAAAAGGAGGUCGCUAUUCUUCAAGAGGAAUUUGACAACUAUUGUCUAGCUUUGAAAAAAAUUGGAGCGGCUCUGGAAAAUGGUAUUGUUCGUUGGACUGAAUACGACGACCAGUAUAAAAUUGCUCAGAAAUGGUUGGACAAAAUUGAGCAGGAAAUUCAAUCAUAUAAUAAAAUGCAAAAUAGUCUUGAAGAGAAAAAAUGUGUGUUGGAAGAGUUCCAGGAAAAACUGCAAACCUUAUUCGAUUGGCAACGCGAACUCGAUACCUUGAACAUGAAAGCUCAAGUCCUGCUAGAGAUUUGUGCUGAUACGCGAGUUAGUAACGGAGUUACUCAGCUAACCACCAAAUAUAACGUUCUGUUAUCAAUUGCCAAGGAAACAAUGCGAAGACUAGAGCAACACUAUCAAGAACAUCAGCAACACAAUACGCUAUACGGUGAAUGCCAGGAUUGGCUGGACAGAUUGCGUGAAAGGUUGAAUGAGUGUGAUGCAACUCCACAAACUAUAACCGAAACACAGUCCAAACUCAAUAUCAUAAAAGGAAUCCGACAAAGCCUUGAGCAAGGUCAGAAUAAAUUGCGAUAUCUCUUUGAACUCAAGGAGAAGAUUGUUCUCAGUACUGAAACCAACGGUGCUUCAAAAAUUGCCGAAGAUACAGAUAACAUCAAAACUGACUAUGAGUCUCUAAUGUUGGAUAUCAAUGAAAAUCGUCAAAAGCUAUUAAAUCAUUUGGCACAACUUGAAGACAUAGGAAAACUUUCAAAAAUCCUCUCCGAAUGGGUUGAAGAGGUUCAAGGCAAACUUGAAGACAGUUCAGUACUCACUGAACUAUCUGACAGGCGGGUUGCUUUGGAAAAGUACCGUGCUAUCCAACGUGAAACUGGAAACUAUAACGAGAUAGCAGACAAAAUCAAAGAAAAACUCACUGGAAAUAGUAGCAUCGGAAGCGAAAAACACAACCAACUACUUAAAGAUCAUGAAGAUUUGGUUUCAAAAAUUGCCAUUGAAAUUGAAAACUUGGAAAAUCAAGUCAAUAACUAUGAGAAAUUCAAACAGGGGCUUCAAGAGUUAUAUGAGUGGAUGAAAACUGCUCGCUUGAGAACAGAAAAACUCACAGAUUAUCAUGGCGAUAAGGAGCACAUUGUGGAACAAAUCAAUAAAAUAAAAGACAUACAGUUGUCAUUCUCCGAAGGAAAAAUUUUGCUUGAAAAUGCACAGGACCUUGGAAGUAAGCUACUUCAGAUUGUAGGUCAAGAAGGUCAAGAUUCUAUCAAGCAAGAACUUCUACAAGCCAAUACAGACUGGGAAGAUAUUGAAGCUUUGUCAAGAACAGUCGAUCAAGAGUUGACUGAUGUACUUUCUUCCUGGGAAAGUUUCUUGGAAAAAUCUGACGACAUCAACUCAUUCAUCUUGGACCACGAAAGCAAAAUAUCAUCAUUCAAUGCUGAAAACACCGCAGAACAGGAAAAUAAUCUCAAACAACUUAAGCAAAUCUUCAAUUUAAUUGUGAGCAAGAAAAAUUCCAUUGAGGAAUUGAAUGAUAUCUGCGAAGCAUUAAUGGAAAAAUGUGCAUGCUCUAUGGUUCGAGACCGCACCGUUGAACUUCAAAAAAAUUAUUCGACACUUCUAGUGAAUUUGCAAGGUAAGUAG
Ochlerotatus camptorhynchus is the source of this 17536-nucleotide messenger RNA. RefSeq names its product muscle-specific protein 300 kDa-like. Lineage: Eukaryota; Metazoa; Arthropoda; Insecta; Diptera; Culicidae. Gene Ontology annotation, molecular function: actin filament binding. Gene Ontology annotation, cellular component: cytoplasm; meiotic nuclear membrane microtubule tethering complex; nuclear outer membrane. Gene Ontology annotation, biological process: nuclear migration. The coding region runs from base 107 to 17536 and encodes 5809 amino acids. The record is from RefSeq and is a predicted model, not a curated record. The transcript is spliced from 8 exons.